Molecule: messenger RNA, 2106 nt
Organism: Cladophialophora immunda
Lineage: Eukaryota; Fungi; Ascomycota; Eurotiomycetes; Chaetothyriales; Herpotrichiellaceae
Exons: 1
Coding region: 110-1075 (321 amino acids)
Biological process (GO): iron-sulfur cluster assembly
Cellular component (GO): cytosol
Molecular function (GO): ATP-dependent FeS chaperone activity; ATP binding; 4 iron, 4 sulfur cluster binding
Source: RefSeq, a predicted model, not a curated record
CAUGGCGCAUCCACCAACUGCGUCAACUGCGAUUUAUUUCAGCGCCCUGACGCUCACUACCCCGACCUCGAGCAUGCCUCUUUGAUAACAACAUCUUUUGCAGUUAGCAAUGGGUCUCGAGAACGUCAAGCACGUCGUGCUCAUCCUCUCCGGCAAAGGGGGUGUCGGAAAAUCAAGUGUCACUCUCCAACUCGCCCUCUCCCUUACACAGCAGGGUCGCAAUGUCGGAAUCCUUGAUAUUGAUCUUACCGGUCCCAGUAUACCUCGCCUCCUCAAUCUGGAGGACAAAAAAGUGACGCAGGCUCCUGGUGGCUGGCUACCUGUCAAGGUACACGACGCAAGAGAAGUGGAAGACAAUGACAAAUCUACAAGAGGCUCUCUCCACGCGUUAUCCUUAGCAUUCCUCCUUCCUUCCCGCUCUUCAGCUGUCAUCUGGCGUGGGCCAAAAAAAACCGCAAUGAUCAGACAGUUCGUUUCAGAUGUUAUGUGGCCGCCAAACACCGACUACCUCCUCAUCGAUACGCCACCCGGCACAAGUGACGAGCACAUUGCGAUCGUGGAGGAACUACAUAAACUUGCUGCCGAUGUGCAGCCCGUGUCAACUUCCAACGGCAAUGGCCUAGCUCUCGAGAUUGACACCAGACCAAAACUUUCCGGGGCAGUGGUGGUCACUACUCCACAAGCCAUUGCGACAGCCGACGUGCGCAAAGAGCUGAAUUUCUGUGUAAAGACGCAGGUCCCAGUGCUUGGAGUCAUCGAAAAUAUGGCAGGCUACAUGUGCCCGUGCUGUGGCGAGAUAAGCAAUGUUUUUAGCAAGGGCGGGGGGCAGAUUAUGGCCAGCGAGGCCAAUGUUCCCUUCCUGGGCUCGGUCCCCAUCGAUACUGGCUUUGGGGCCUUGGUCGAAGGCGUGAAAGAUGUGCCAAAUUCCGCCUCGGACGCUGCUGCAACGAAUGGUCACGAUCCCGGGCAGUCUGCGGAGUUGGUCGAGAGAUACAGGAAAUGUGGGUUGAGUCCUCUUUUUGCUGGUUUCGCCACGAGGAUAGACCAAAAAUUACAGAAUUCGCCUGUCCCUUAAACAAUGCCCGUUUCUAUUCAUCGUCGGUGGUUCCUUUCUACAAGCCGUUGGAUGAUAAAUAAGGGCCAGCGGCAUGACUCGGCAUCCAAGACUCAACUAUCCUUCCAGCAGAUUCAUGAUGAUUGAUGCUGACCAGAGUUACGGACGAGGAAUGACAUCAGAAUUAUAGCAACUCUUCAAGGUCUCAAACCCAGUGUCUAAGGAGUUGAAGACUUCGCGUUCUAGGCUUGGACGGCAGUCAUCCGUGCAUUGCCUGGACUCUGCGAGGGAUUUGUCUCUAUAGACGGAGCUGCGGCGCAAGAUUGGAUGAUGCACCGAGCCGUCUCCCAUGCCCAAAGAGCAUUCUGAUCCACCCAUUUGACGUCCAUGAGACUCUCAGUUGAGGAGAGUCGAAAAUCGGGACCAGCAGAUCCUCCGGCUUCGGGACCCGAGGGCUGUUGGACAUUCAAUGAUGGUGCAUCUGCAUCAAGGGCCCGUUUGACGAGAUGAUCUUGUCUCUCAUCAGUUCCUGGGGGAAUGUUCACAGACUCGGGUCCGGGUCGAUCAAUGGUGUCGGAGAGCUCGUUGCUAUUCGAACUUGGCAGCUGUGCAUCUCCUGUCUCAGGAACAGGAUUGCUCAGCUGUUGUACAAGGUUCGGAUUGAGCGUCGGUAUAUUCGCAGGUUCGAGGAUUUCGUUGAUAAUGCUGGGAGUAGCCACGUCUGGUGUCAAGAUCGGCUGGGUCAGCUGCUGCAUUUUGGCAAGCAUAGUAGUGCUCAAGCGUUCUAGCCACAUGUCACGGCGUGGAGAUUGUGCGAUGAUGCUGUCCAUCCAAUUUGCGCGUAGUUUUGAACCCAUAGAGCUCAAGGUAUGGGAUCUUAUCGAAGACGAUGCGCUGGUCCCGUGGCUGCCCGUGUCCUGAUGGUUUCCAAUUAGGGAAGCAGAGGAGGAUGUCGAGGAUGAUAGCAAUGAGGAUGACGAUGACUGUGGCGAUGAGCCUUCACUCUGGUCCAUGCCGUUAAUCAAUUCAAUCGCUCCAAUCAUUUGCGUCCG